Bicyclus anynana (squinting bush brown) is the source of this 3721-nucleotide messenger RNA. RefSeq names its product zinc finger protein 14-like. The transcript has 2 exons. Gene Ontology annotation, cellular component: nucleus. NCBI's taxonomy places the organism in Eukaryota, Metazoa, Arthropoda, Insecta, Lepidoptera, Nymphalidae. Gene Ontology annotation, biological process: regulation of transcription by RNA polymerase II. The coding region runs from base 327 to 3401 and encodes 1024 amino acids. Gene Ontology annotation, molecular function: DNA-binding transcription factor activity, RNA polymerase II-specific; RNA polymerase II transcription regulatory region sequence-specific DNA binding. The record is from RefSeq and is a predicted model, not a curated record.
UGUAUCACUUUAUCAUUAUGAAAAUAAUUUUAAUCGAAUACCGCUUGUAGUUAGUACGAUCACAUAAAAUAUUGGUUAAAAAUGCAGUGCUUAGCGCCAUUUUGUGUAAAUACCAAUGAUGAAAGGAAUCAGAAUGUCUCGGCAUAACCUUUCACAAACUUCCCUCCAGCCGCGACAUCCGUGCAGCCUGGCUUCACGCACUGGGGCGACCGUCGCACGUGCCGCACGCUGCGGUAGUCUGCUCACAGCACUUCCUGCGCGAGGACUUCUGCACAACCAGAAGUGGGUUGCAAAUACGACCAGAGGCAAUUCCAUUUGUGACAAACAUGGCACUUACAGAGCCAAAUGAGGGCAAAGAAGGACAAGACUUAAAAACUGCUGUUGAAGAUCAAAUAAAGAAUAGAGAAAAUAUUAUAGUACAAUUAGCAAGGAUUCCAUCUGAAUCAACGCCAAAUGAAGACAAACUAGAAAUUGACAUAAAAGUUACUGAUUCUACAAAAAAUGAAAUAGAGAAUGGCUCACAUGAAGUACAACCAAAAACAGAUGUUACUUUUGUUGAAGUGAAAGAUGAUAAAGUACAAUUAGACAUUAACAAUGGAAUGGGAUCUGUUGAAAUUGAAAUAGAUGUAACAAGCAAGUCAGUUGAUGAAUCUGAACAUAAGCCAUCUCAACAUGCAGAAGUACAUAGUGACAAUCAAUUAUUAAACUUAGCAUUAAGUAGAGAAACUACCGAUGAUACUUUAGAUAUUAGACAGCAAAGUGAUUUAGUUAGAAAAGAACUGGUUGUUGAGUUAGAGAAAAUUAAUAUAACAAAAUACUUACAAUCGAUGAAUUUGACAGCAAUAAAUAAGCUAAAGCAAACUGAUUGUAAUUCUAAAAAAUCAGUUUUGAAACGUGUUGAACACAAAAAAACACAAGUAAAACGCAUUAGAAACAAAAAAGGGUACAAAAUAUACAAAUGUGAUGUAUGCAGUUACAAAGUGAACGAUAAAUAUAGUUGGACUAUCCACAUGAGAAUUCACACUGGUGAAAAGCCGUUUUCGUGCAAUCUCUGCGAAUACAAAUGUACUAAUGCAACCUCUUUGAAAUCUCACAUGAAAGUGCACACGGAAGAGAGAAACUUUACAUGUCAAUUGUGCAAAAAAAGCUUCAAACACAGAUCUGCUGUAGUUACCCACAUGAGAACACACACUGGUGAAAAGCGUUAUCAAUGUAAACUAUGUGAAUUUAAAAGUGGAAGCUCAUCCGGUAUAUAUAACCACAUGAAAACUCACACUGACAGUAAAUACUCGUGCAUUACGUGUCCUUCUAAAUUUAAAAACAAAACGUCAUUGAAAAACCAUAUGAGAACUCACACUGGCGAGAAACCAUUUCACUGUGCUCAUUGUGAUCACAAAACUGCAAUCAAAUAUAGUCUAGUUAACCAUAUGAGGAUCCACACUGGCGAAAAGCCGUACGUUUGCAAGAUUUGUCAGUACAAGUUCUCAACAAACAGUAGCCUUUAUUUGCACAUGCGUAUUCACAACAAUGAAAGGGCGUUCGUGUGCGAGUUCUGUCACUCGCAGUUUUCGAGAAAGAGCGCUCUCAAUAUCCACAUGAGAGUACACAACGGUGUGAAGCCAUAUUCCUGUAAGUUUUGCGAUUAUAAAUCUACCACCAGUAACAGUAUGAGACUCCACAUGAGAACUCACACUGGUGAAAAACCUUAUUCCUGUAAUGAAUGCAAUUACAAAUGUUCGACUAAUUCUUCCUUGAGAGUUCACAUGGUUACCCACAGUGAGGAUAAACCACAUUUCUGUAAGCUUUGCAACUUUAGAUGUGCUCUAAAGGGUCCUUUAAAAGCUCACAUGAGAACCCAUUCUGGAGAGAGACCAUACGCCUGUAACUCUUGUCCAUAUAGAUGUUCUGUGAAAGAUGCUUUGCGGUUACACAUACAGACUAACCACGGGGGAGAAAAGACAAUUUGCUGUCAAUAUUGUAAGUACAAAUGCUUUCGCGAGACGACUUUGAAAAUUCACAUGAGAACUCACACUGGAGAGAAGCCUUUCGCGUGCGCGCAGUGCGAAUACAGAUGCUCUACAGCGCAAGGGUUAAAAAGACACAUGCUGACACACACAAAAUUGAAACCUUACACUUGCAGCGUGUGCAAUUAUAGUAUGAGUUCUCUGCCAUCUUUAAAGAGGCACAUGAGGACCCACACUGGACAGAGACCGUACUCAUGUGACGUGUGCGAACGGUCAUUUACAACAAGUGACGGUCUAUCGAGACACAAGAGGUCGCACACUGGCGAACGACCCUUCAAGUGCAGUGUUUGCGAUAGAAGCUUUACCGACAGAUCCGGUCUGUGCAGACACAAGAGAACACACACGAAAGAGAAACCCUUUCCAUGCAAGUAUUGCCAGCGUCCGUUCGCUGAGCGCGGAACUCUAACUGUCCACGAAAGAACUCACACUGGAGAGAAGCCAUUCUCUUGCAAGCUAUGUGAUUACAAAUGUAAUACUUCGUCUGCACUAAAGACUCACUCCAGGAAACACACUGGGGAGAAGCCUUACUCGUGCAAAGACUGCGACUACAAAUGUGCUAGUUCUUGCAGUCUAACAGCUCACAUGAGAACUCACACUGGCGAGAUGCCUUAUUCAUGCGACAUCUGUCAAUUUAAAUGCGCUACAUCCUCUGGUAUCGCUCGACACAAAAGAUCUCACAAUGGGGAGAAACGUUACCACUGUGAUUACUGUGAAUUCAGAAGCACCGAAAAACACAACGUGAAGAUGCACAUGAGAAGCCACACUGCGGACAAAUACAUGAGCUGCGAUCACUGCAAUUUUAAAUCGCCUUACAAGAAUUCCAUAAUUCUACACAUGAGAACCCACACUGGCGAAAAACCAUUCUCCUGUAACCUCUGCGGACGCAAAUUUGCAAAUUCUACUGGUCUACGAGACCACAUGAGGAGGCACACUGGUGAAAAACCCUAUUCUUGCCCACGCUGCGAUUACAAGAGUGCGACUUCGACGUUACUGAAAACACACAUGAGAACUCAUACUGGAGAAAAACCAUAUUCUUGUCAUCAUUGUUCUUAUCAAUGCAUCUCUGCGAGUUCUCUGAAAACCCACAUGAGAACUCACACUGGUGAGAAACCUUAUUCGUGCAAUGACUGUGAUUAUAAAUGUUCUACGACGAGUUCUCUAGUCCUUCACACUAGGACACACACUGGAGAGAGGCCGUUUGCCUGCACGCUGUGUGACUACAGAGGCAAGACGUCUAGCACCUUGACGGGCCACAUGAGGAGGCACACCGGGAAAGCAUUCACUUGUGAUAUUUGUAAACUUAAGUUCAGAAAUAAACAGUCGAUAAGAUCACACAUUACAGAUGCUCACACGUUCGUCGGACAAUCUCAGUCGUAAACAAAUGAUUCUGUGGCUGUUCCUGCAGAAGCAGACGGCCUCCGUGGCGCACUGGUACGCGCGGUGGAUUUACUAAACGGAGGUCCUGGGUUCGAUCCCCGGCUGAGUCAAUUGAGAUUUUCUUAUCCGCUUCCAUCUUAGACUGCAUCAUCACUUACCAUCAGGUCAGACUGUAAUCAAGGGUUAACUUGUAAAUAAUACAUAAGGGCGACCGGCAUUAGUGCGCUCUCUGACAGACUGCUCUAGUCCAAAGGUGGCGAGUAUCUCGUAACCUCGUAAAUGUUAACUAUUAAAUAAAACAAAUAAUGAAUAAAAUCAAA